AUGCUGGUUAUCGGCGAGGAACCUACCGAGCAAAUCACAUGCUUCGAGAUUUGCGCCCUUGUCGCCGUCAUGAUCACCAGGCUCUGCGAUGAAGAAUUCCAGAAGCACAAUGUCAUUCCCGUAAUGGCAGUAAGCGUGCUAGGCAAGAUGAAGGUGCGGAUUCUCGAUUCUCACUACGGCCCUAAGGGCUUAGUUGUCCGUAAGACACGGCUGCUCGACUUCUUUGAUGAAAACAAUGCCAUCCUCAACAUGGGUCAUAUUAUGAGACAUAUGGCUUCUACCGUGAAGGGCGACACAAAACGCCCCAAGAACAUCACCAAGUUCCAAAAAGCCAAUUUACACGACACCGAGAUACCCGCGCAAGGAGACCUCCUAGCCCAGGCCCCUAAGCGCACAUGGACCUGGGGUCGUCCUCGAGGCAAACGGACCUCGGUGGCAAACGCCUUCGAAGACUUGCCUCCAAACACGGUUCCUCAGCCAAGCGCUCUGAGCGAUCGCCCUACUCUAGGUCCUCGGGCUAGCAACGAACUUCUGCCCAAAUGUGCUCUUUCCAUUCCUCCUCCUCCCCCAGCAAAGGACACUCCCAUGACAGAUGCCGAGAUAGAGAAGCUGUGCAGUUUCCUGCAGGAUUACAAAUAG
Messenger RNA from Penicillium egyptiacum, 639 nucleotides. Lineage: Eukaryota; Fungi; Ascomycota; Eurotiomycetes; Eurotiales; Aspergillaceae. The record is from the annotation of a GenBank genome assembly.